Molecule: messenger RNA, 3107 nt
Organism: Podarcis muralis (Common wall lizard)
Lineage: Eukaryota; Metazoa; Chordata; Lepidosauria; Squamata; Lacertidae
Gene: SEL1L2
Product: SEL1L2 adaptor subunit of SYVN1 ubiquitin ligase
Biological process (GO): ERAD pathway
Cellular component (GO): endoplasmic reticulum membrane
Molecular function (GO): protein binding
Source: RefSeq, a predicted model, not a curated record
GGAGCCGGCGAGGCGGCGGCGAUGCUGGUGGCAGGCGAGGGAGGCGCCUCCUCCCUAUUGGAUGAAGGCGCCUUUGCGGGACUUGGGCGGGCGUCAGUUGACUGCAUAGUGUGGCAGGCUGUCCUCUUCUGUUCCUUGUAAACAGUCUGAGGAGCUUCUUUUGCAGAGCAGCGGCAAGGAUGCGUUGCCCAGCCUAGCCCCUGGUCCUGCCUCUCUUGGGGGAAUCCCAAAAGCAAAGGAAGUAUUGGAGAUGAAGGCUCCUCUUGUAGCACUGGUUUUGAUGCCCUUCUGGGUCACAGUGCAUAAAUCAGAAGAAAUUCUUCAGAAUAAGAGAGGAGUUAACAUUUCAAAAGAGGAGACCCUGAACAAGAGUAAAAGAUUAACAGUUCAAGAUUCAUUUUCAUCAGAAGUGGAAGAGGAGGUGGAAAGAAAGGACAAAGGUCAUCAGUUUUAUCAGAGAAGCCUCAAAAUACUGAAGCAUUCCAAAAACAAAGAAGAUACAGAAAAAGCCCACCAGCUCCUUGUCAAAGCAGCAAAAAUCGGAAACCAGAAAGCUAUGGAGCAACUGGCAUCUGACAUGUUGUUUGGAAAUAAUGUUCCGCAAAAUGUAGAAGCAGCUGUAUCAUUGUAUGAGAUUUUAGCUGACGAAGGAUCUCAUAAAGGCCAGACGGCAUUAGGUUUCUUGUCUUCAUAUGGAAUAGGAGUGGAAUACAGUCAAUCAAAGGCACUUGUUUACUACACAUUCGCAAGUAAUGGGGGAAAUCUUAUAUCCCAGAUGAUCUUGGGCUAUCGUUACUGGUUAGGAAUCAAUGUUCCAAGGAGCUGUGAAGCAGCACUUAUUUAUUACAAGAAAGUUGCAGAUUACAUUGCAAGCAAAUUAGAAGAAAAUGAAGAUAAGCCAGUUGAAAAAGUGAAGCUGAUGGAAAGAUCAGAAAAUCUGGGUUUUGAUACAGAAAUCUUGGACUGGGAUGUACAUCAGUACUACAAGUUUUUGGCUGAAAGAGGAGACACACAGAUACAGGUGUAUCUAGGACAGCUGCAUCUCUUCGGAAGGAAAGGACUCGAGAGAGAUCAUGCUAAAGCCUUCUACUAUUUCCUAAAGGCAGCGAAUGCAGGGAAUUCACAUGGUAUGGCAUUCCUGGGAAAGAUGUAUUUAGAAGGAAGUGCUACAGUGCCUCAGAGUAACAUUGCAGCUUUGAAGUAUUUCAAAAUGGCGGCAGAGAAGGGCAAUUCCAUUGGACUAUGGGGGCUUGGACUUAUUUAUUUACAUGGUAAAGGUCUUCCACGGAAUCACAGUGAAGCUUUUAAAUACUUUCAUAAAGCAGCAGAGAAGGGAUAUGCCCAGGCCCAAUUUCAGCUGGGCCUUAUGUAUCACAAUGGCUCUGGAGUCAAGAGAGAUUACAAACUUGCCUUCCAAUAUUUUUACUUGGCAUCUCAAAACGGGCAACCCCUUGCUGUUUAUCACUUGGCUGAAAUGUACGCUACGGGAAUGGGAGCUUUCAGGUCAUGCCAGAAUGCUGUUAAACUUUACAGAACCGUAUGUGAACUGGGGAGAUGGUCAGACAAAUUCCUGACAGCACACUUUGCUUACCAGACUGGCAAUGUUGAAUCAUCUCUUGUUCAAUAUGCACUUCUAGCAGAAAUGGGCUAUGAAGUAGCUCAGUGCAAUUCAGCUCACAUUAUGGAAUCUGAAAAUGUUAAACUUCUCCACCAAGAGCAGAUAUAUCCAUUGGCUCUUCUUUUAUGGAAGCGGGCUGCAAAUCAAGGCAAUAUAUUUGCCAGAGUUAAAACGGGAGAUUAUCACUUCUAUGGUUUUGGAAUAAAGAGAGAUUACUUGACAGCUGCGGUUCAUUAUAACCUUGCUGCUAAUCAACAGAGUGCUCAAGCCAUGUUCAAUCUGGCAUAUAUGUAUGAAUAUGGUUUAGGCAUUCCUAAGGAUAUACACUUAGCUAGAAGGUGGUAUGACCUGGCAGCUGAGACAAGCCCAGAUGCUUUCAUACCAGUGUUCCUAGCAUAUAUAAGACUAGAAGUGAUGCACUUGUUCACAGAUCUUCAGCUUCUCAAGCAAAUGGGAAACUGGAAACUGUCGGACUUGGACCACAUGCUAAGACUACAUUGGGAUCUGAUUGUGAUGAUAGUCAUUGUUUUGUUGCUUAUACUGUUGAUAAGCAGUAGGCAAAAUUAAACAGGAGGGGUAUGAAAGGUCUGUGAAAGUCCUGUUCAUUUUAUUCUUUUGAUUUUAAUAUAGUUUUCAGCACAAAUAUUACUUUAGUCUCUAUUCAGCAUUAAAAAGCAACAAGUCAAAACCUAAUAAAAUACGUUAGUAGUACCACCUCCCCAUUGAAGUGUAAACAAAACACUUUUAACUGAAACCAAAAGCCACCUGACUCAUAACCUUGCAAGCUGUGCCUUAAAAAACAUGUAUAAAUAGCAUAUUUGUACCAAUCUUGCCUGGAAAUAGUAUUUUCUAACGUCACUCAGUGCUCAUCCAGAUUUCCCUUCAUGCCACGUUUCUAGGCACAGGUCUGGGCUUUAAAGCUCAGUGUUGAAGUGUUUGUUUUUCCCCCAAAUGCUUUCCCCAGGAAAAUCUGCAUUUUACCACUGAAUCAGAGCAAUCAUGGCAACUGGGUUUUCUACAAUUUACCAUUUGCUCCGAUUCAGUGGUAAAAUGCGGGUUUUCCAGGGAAAGUGCCAGGUGGAAAAAACCCUCAAACCCACAUAAAAGUCUGGAUGAGCUCAAGUGUAUGUAGCUUACUUUCUUCCAGUCAUCAAAUAUUCAUCUUAUUUUCCUGGGCUGUUUCUCUGCAUGAACUCAACCUUUGAAAGCUUCAGUUAAGGUGGAGGUCCCCAUAGCUUCUUAAGUUAAAUUUCUUAUGGUCGUAGUGUAUUGAAAUCAUUUCCUCUUGAAGGCAGCCUCUCACCACCCUCCUCUGCAAGCUUCGAAAGAAACUUGCAAAACUUACAGUGGAAUCCUAUGCAUGUCUGUUGAGAAGUUUGUUCUCGUUGAGUUCCGUGGAGCUUAUUCCCAGGAAAGUGUAAGCCUGCAGCUUUAAAAAUGGGUGAGGGUGUGGGUGGAAAUCAAGUUAAUGAGACUGUACUGCUGAGAU